AUGCAGGCGCUCGUCCGCGCGCAGGCCGCCGUGCGCGCCAGACGCGCCGGCGUCGCCGCCGCACUCCCGCACCUCCACCACCCGCCGCCCGUCCGCCCGCGCUACUCGCUGCAAGAGCGGUACGCGGACGACACGCGGAGCGAGCACGGCGGCGUGGCGGCGUACAGCAGCCGGCGGCUGUCGGCGAGCGUCGAGUCCUCGUCGUACGGCUACGACCGGAGCCCCAAGAUCGUGGAGGUGGACACGGGCCGCCCCAAGUCGCGCUCGUCGUUCUCGCGCCGCGCCAGCUCCCCGCUGCUCGACGCCGGCGGCAGCAGCGGCGGCGAGGACUGGUGCGCCGCCAACCCCGCGUCGUCUACCCUCGACGGUCCCACGGAUCACGACUUGACGAGCGACAGCGACCCCAACCCCGCCCGGCCGCCCGACCCGAGUGCACAAGCAAAAGCUGAACCAACCUGA
Miscanthus lutarioriparius is the source of this 459-nucleotide messenger RNA. The record is from the annotation of a GenBank genome assembly. NCBI's taxonomy places the organism in Eukaryota, Viridiplantae, Streptophyta, Magnoliopsida, Poales, Poaceae.